This is a messenger RNA of Prosopis cineraria, 6040 nucleotides long. RefSeq names its product pentatricopeptide repeat-containing protein At4g28010-like. The record is from RefSeq and is a predicted model, not a curated record. Gene Ontology annotation, molecular function: protein binding. Lineage: Eukaryota; Viridiplantae; Streptophyta; Magnoliopsida; Fabales; Fabaceae.
AGCAUUUAUGCGAUCUUUACUCGGUUUUUUUUUUUUUUUUUUUAAGACCAGCUGCGAUCUUUACUCCUUUCUCGCCGCCAUAUCUCUGUUAAGUUUUCAAAUUCUGGAGCCACCGUUAAUCAACGAGUUCCGGGUUUGUCUUAUUCUUUUACUUUUUGAGCUUUUGAAUUAGCUAUACGGAUUAUGGUAAUGUCAAAAUUGCUUCUCGCUCCUCGUACUGGCGGUUCUAUUUCCCGCAAUGUUUAUGUGUUUCAUGUUAAUUUCAAGCCCUGGUCUUCAAUUUCUUCAUCUGCUUCAGUGGAUGAAUUAGAGUCGCAGUUAAGAUCACUCUUUGAAAACCCUAAUCAAUUCUCCGAGGCAGUUUCCCUCUUUCACCGUGCUGUUGAUUCUAAUUUGGUGCCUUCUGGUUCAGCAUGUAGCUUUCUCAUUGAUAACUUGAGGAGGGCGAAAUUAUAUUCCAUGGUCUUCUCGGUUUAUUCUAAGAUGAGCGUUCUCGGUGUCUUGCCGAGUUUUACAACAUUAAGUAGUUUGGUUGAUAGUUUUGUGAAUAACCAUAGGCCCAAGUUAGCAUUGGGGGUCCUGGGGAUGAUGAUCAAGCGUGGUUUUAAAUUUCGUGUGUCUAAUGUAAACCAAAUAUUGCAGGGCUUUUGUAAAAGUAAUGAUAUUGGGAAGGCUAUGGACAUUUUAAGUGAAAUGAGGAGGAAUGGUGUCCUACCGGAUAGAAUUAGUUACAAUACACUUAUUAAUGGACACUGUAAGGCAAAGAAUAUGAAAGAAGCAGUGAAUUUGUUCAUGGUAAUGCAGCAGCAGGAUUGCCCACCUGAUAUGGUGACCUUUUCCAUUUUGAUAGAUGGUUUUUGUAAAGAUGGGGCAGUGGAUGAGGCAUUGACUAUGUUGGAGGAGAUUGAGAAGAAAGGUUGGAAUGCAGAUGUAUUUAUGUAUAAUUCACUCAUCAGUGGAUUUUGUAAAAAGGGAGAACUUGAAAGGGGCAAAGAACUUUAUGAUAGUAUGUUGAGAAAGGGAAUUACUCCUGAUGCAUUCACUUAUAACUGUCUAAUUCAUAAUUUUUGCAAGAAUGGACAGGGGCAAGAAGCCUCUAAGUUGUUGAAUGAAAUGACAGGCCGGGGAAUUCAUCUUAAUGUCACUACUUAUACGUGUUUAAUGGAUGGACUUUGCAAAACUGGAAGAGCUUCUAGUGCUAUGGAACUGUUGAAUUUGAUGCAAGAAAAGGAGGAAGAGCCAGGUACUGUUACAUAUAAUGUCAUGAUAAAUGGACUUUGCAAGGAAGGUCACAUAGACGAUGCACAUCAGAUUCUGGAAAUGAUGAUCGAGAAGGGGAAGAAACGAAUAAUUACAUACAAUACAUUAUUGAUGGGACUUUGUGGUUUCGGGAAGAUUGAUGAGGCAAUGGACCUUUUCAAGCUAGUGUUGAACCAGGAAUUCCAUGUGACCCCAGAUGUAAAGACCUUUAAUCUUCUAAUCAAGGGACUUUGCAAAGAGGAACGCCUAGGCGAUGCUGUGGAGAUCCAUUCUACAAUGGUUAAAAGAGGUUUCAUAGGUAACAUAGUGACUUAUAAUAUAUUGAUGGAUGGGUUUCUAAAUUUGGGAAAAUUUGAUAAGGCCAUGGAAUUCUGGAAACGUGCAUUAGACUUGGGAUUGGUUCCAAACUCAGUGACCUACAGUGUUAUAAUCAAUGGUCUGUGCAAAAUGCAAUUACUCAGCAUGGCAAAAGGAAUUUUUAGUAAAAGAAAGGAUGCUGGGAUUAGACCAUCAAUAUACGACUACAAUGUACUCAUGAAAUCUUUAUGCAGGGAGGGUAGUUUGGAGCAGGCUAAACUCUUAUUUAAACACAUGAGAAAUGUGAACCAUGAGCCAGAUGUUGUCUCCUUCAAUACAAUAAUUAAUGGAACUCUCAAAGCAGGAGAUUAUAAAUAUGCCAAUGCAUUGGUAGUGGACAUGGUUAAAAUGGACUUAGUUCCUGAUGCUAUUACCUUUUCAAUCUUAAUAAAAGAGUUCUCCAAACGUGGGCAUUUGGAUGAAGCAAAUUCACUGCUUGAGAGGAUGAUUGCUAGUGGUCAUACACCAGAUGCCUUUGUAUAUGAUUCCUUACUGAAGGGCAAUAGCUCAGUGGAAAAUACGGAAAAAAUCAUUUACUUGCUCCAUCACAUGGCUGAUAAAGGUGUUGUUUUGGACUCAAAAUUAACUUGUACUAUCAUAACUUGCCUUUGUGAGAGCUCAAAAGAUUUUAAUAUAAUGGAGAUUCUCCCUACUUUUUCGCGGGAAACAUCUAAAGGAGCGAGUGUUACGUGUAAUGAGCUCCUAAUGAAACUGAACAAGGCUCAUCCAGAGCUUCUCCUAUUACAAACUUCAUGAUGAAUUGUACUUUCAAGAGUGCUUGUUGAUCCUAUGUUUAGCUCUGUCGUGGUGAUCUUGAAUCUUUUUGAAGAUGAUGCACGCUAUUUCUUCUCCUUAUGAGAAUGAGAUAAUUCCUUCUGCUGUUUUUGCAUUGUAUGGUGGUGGUACAGUUGAACUCACAACUUCUACUAGCUGAGAAAUGUAAAUGAAGGAUGCAUUUGAUUUUAAAUGUGAUAAUUUGUUUUAGCUUCCUUCUGCUGCAAGAGCUGCAUGCAAUGCUUAAGUAAUUAUUAUUGCUUUGGUGUGGGAGUAUUAGAUGAUUCUCUACGCAAGAUAACUUUGAAUCAAACAUAUGAUUGUUUACGAAGGAGGUUCAAAAGAUUGCUAAGUGGCUAGGUGAUCUUUAAGGUGCUUGUUUCUCAUUAGUUGUUUGUUUCACUUCGACCUGGGCAUGUUUCUUUAUUACCUCUGUCUGGGAUCCCUGUGGUUGAUAUUGACAACAUUGAGAAGCUUUGUCAGAUUUGUUGUGGAUAUGGGACUUGCGAUUUUCAGACUAUCCAUUUGGUUGGUAGAGAGGAUUGUUGUAAGUCUUAAAAGGAUGGAGGCUGCUGUCCUAAUAAUGCGGUGUCAAAGUCAAAUAAUAUUACUCAACCAGUUUAAGUGGCCAUGGCAAUUUUCUUCAGAACCUAAUUCUCUGGGGCUAAAGUUUGCUGGUAACGAUUAUAGGCUGGCCGAUGUUAUUAGGAUAUUGUAUUGGGAAGAACUUCUAAAAGUACAAACAGUCCUCGGAAUAUAUAAAUAUGUUCCAGCGCUAGAAUUGGAAUUAAUUCUGCCUCCAAAACUGGCUAUGAACUGAAAUUGAUUCUCCUUGAUAAAGUGCCUAAAAGCAGAUUGACUGUCCUAUCUUUAUGUACAAAAUAUACAAGUUAACUAAAUUAAUUAUGGCAUUUCCAAGGUGGAAAAAUUAGUUUCGGUCACUUUUCUCACGGUAUUUAAUACGCCAACUGUUUUUGAUGUUGUUCUCUUGAAAGGUGAGGCAUCCCUCUAAGAUCUGGACUUUUAUUUGUAAAGCGUUGCCCAAUAGGAUUAAUAUAAAUGACGUGUCACAUUUUUGUAGGACUCAAAUGGCUGUUUCCUCUGAAGGUGUGUACUGAGAUUUUGCAGUUCGGAGACAACAGUAACAUUUUCUGACAUUCGAGCUCUUCACAGGAAAGGGAGAUUCAGACGCUCACGCACACGCGCGCGCACAGACAUGUUAAUAGCUAGCUAUCCCAGUAGCAACACUAUCUUCCAUGCUUGGUAGAGGUUGUAACUUUGGUGUACACUGGGCAGCUAUUGACAAAGAAGAAUUGUGUUUGGGCCAUAUCUGUUAUGCUAUUCUGCAAUUCUGGUACUAUACCAUCAUUGGUUGUUUUUUUUUUUAAUUGAAAAUUUCCUUUUUUUUUUUGGCUCUUCCAUCCUUUACGACCACUACUAUCACCUGCUUAAUUUGAUUUGAUGAACAUUACAAUUUAGUUUUAGGAACAUACUCAAAUAAAAAUAUUGAGUUAAAAUACUGAUGGGAAGAAUAAGAAAAAAAAAAAUAAAGAUAUUGAAGAUUUGAGAAGAUUGAAAGAUCAAAUAUAUUUUAUUAAUUAAGAACAUUUUGUUUCAAUUGUCAUAAUAUUUGAAUUAUUGUUGUCUUUAAAUAUUUAUUGCUAUCUUUUCAUUCAAUUUCAAUAUUUUUAGAAUUUCUUGCAUUUAUUUUUAAGGUUAAGGUUGAGGCAUGCUUUAGCUCAUUUGAUUUGUACACACAUUUGAUUAAAUAAGAAUUAUUAUUAUAUUGCCUUUGCUAUGAGUUUUCUCUUCUCUCUGUUCUCUCUAUUGAUCCCUUUCUUUCUUUUCUAUAUUCACUCCUUCUAUUCCUUCCCCAUUCUGCAUCAAUUGCUAUUAGAGCCAAAGUUCCCACCACUCUACUUCUAUUAUCAAACUUCUUCUUAGUACCAAUAAUCAUUAUACGAAAAGGCUUUGAAAGAUAAGUUUAUAACUUAAGACUCCUUAAGUUACUCGGUAAAGUCCUAAAUCUUAAGUCCCUUGCUAUUUGUCUUCUUUCCUUAUUCCAUUUGUCUAUUAUUCUUUUUUGUUUUCACUUUCCUUUACUUUAAACCAUUCUACUAUAUUUUCUUCCUUUUGAUAUUAUUUUGUUUUUCAUAUUUUGUUUCCUUCCUUUAUUUAUUCCAUUUUUCCUUUCCUUCAUUCACUCCUUUGAUUUGAUCCUUAAAAAAAUUCACCUUAUAAAUAGUUAUCUAUCCUAGGUUAAUUGAAGUUUCUAUUGGUUUUCCUGAGGGGUUUUCAAGUCCCCUAAGGUCGCUGUGAAGACUUUGCUUAAAUUGUUACUUAUUUAAUAUGUUUGAUCCUUGAGGAACUUUUGAGUUCUCGAAGGGUUAGAAUUGUUGAAUAGGGUCUUCAUCUUUUAGGUGAGGGUAACUUGGGAACCUUUGUCUCAAAUAGGAUAUUUGAGCCUCCCAAUAAAAAAAAAAAAAAUCUCACCUUCCAUUUCCUACAAUCACAAAAAAAAAAAAAUCACCUUCAAUCAUGAUAUUAUGGCCUCACUUAAUUAAGUCGAUAUGAUUAUAUUAACUAUCAUCAAUAUAAUUAUCAUUGUCAAUAUGAUUAUGUUGAUUUUCACUACUAUGAUUAUGCCAAUUAUGAUUAAUGUUACUAUCAAUAUGAUUUGGUGGAUCAACCAGACUUGAAUUUCAUAUGUUCACGUUUUGAACUUGUGAAAGAUAAAAUUGAUGAACUCCAAAGCUCCAUUCGAUCCACAUUAAAAGAAGGGCAUUUGCUAUCAAGUUGAGAAAGAGAAGUUAUAUCAAAAGAAAAUUAUUCCUAAUCCUUUUGAUAGUAUCUUAAAACAUAGAGACCCUAAUAUUUUGACUUCUGAAGGAGAUAAUAUGUAUAACCAAGACCAUAUGUACCUAUAUUAGUGGUGCUAGAGAGUAAUAUCACUGUUGAUUUUGAGAUUGAGGCAUGUGAUGACAUAAAAAUUAAAGUUUGGUUGAAUCAUAUUGAAACUUUUACUCUUACCCUAGAUAUAAGGAUUGUUGACAUUCAAGAGGCAACUCUCAACCAAGAAGAAGAGAAAUUAUGGAAGAAAAUUUUACACAUGGUAGCUAAGAAUUUUGAGGCAAUUAAUGAUGGUAUCCAAUUUCAACCGGCUCUUGCUCUGCCUAAUUCGUCUCCUAUGCCCUUUAGUACUGAUGUUAUUGCAAAUAUGGAAGCACAUACUGUUCUUGAACCAUAUGAUCCUGUCCAAUAUUAUUUUAUAAACUGGAAAGGAUUUUCAGAUUUGCAUGUUGUGUUCCUAUAUGCUCAGAUUGUUCGCUAUUCUCUUGAUGCCAUUUAUUGGUAUCUAAUUUGCUGAAAAGGGUUUCUGCAUGAAGACACAACUUGAAAUCUCUUGAUCUCAUCAUACUCCCAGAGAAUAUCUACAAUUUUACUCUUCGGAGGAGAGUUCUUCAAGCAGGGGAGAAAUGAUGGGAAGAUUAAGAAAAAGAAAUAAUUAAAGUUAUUGAAGAUUUGAGAAGAUUGAAAGAUCAAAUAUAUUUUAUUAAGAUAUUUUAUUAAUUAGGAAUAUUUUGUUUCAAUUGUUGUAAUAUGUGAAUUAUUGUUAUCUUUAAAUAUUUAUUGUUAUCUUUUCAUUCAA